Messenger RNA from Fusarium oxysporum Fo47, 1203 nucleotides. RefSeq lists its product as uncharacterized. The record is from RefSeq and is a predicted model, not a curated record. Lineage: Eukaryota; Fungi; Ascomycota; Sordariomycetes; Hypocreales; Nectriaceae. The transcript has a single exon. Bases 470 to 1081 code for a protein of 203 amino acids.
AUCUCGACUGACGUGAAAUUCGACAGCCAUUGCAGAGCAUCAGAAGCAGCAAGAUAUCAUUCGAGCAUUACAAGAUCACUACAAGUCCAACACGGCCGAGAACGAGAUGCUUCGCCGAGAUGUCCAUGCGCUACGAAUGGAAAACCAACAGCUUCGUUCAGAGCUCAACUCUUCCUCUUCACGCCCUCCAUUAUCUUCAGCAGCAACACCAGCACCACAGGCCGGGACUUAUCAGGCAGACCCCUACCCUAACCCGAACCGACCAGAACUGCCACCCCUCAGGUCGCUCCGUAACAGUAUUCCAAAUGGACCGGACUCUAUGACGGGUGUUCAGUACGACAGUCCUCGUACAAAUGGCUAUCAUUAGACGGGACCAAUCGAAUGUUCCGGGAAAUGAGGCUCAGCGGGGAAUACUUGCCCCCAAAAACGUCCACCAUCUUAAACCUGUUGGAACUCGAUUAAUGAAUGAAUGACGGCGAAAAGUUAUGACACCGGGAGAGCACAAGGCUGGACUCGACUACUAUCGCUGGGUCACCAGCGAUGCUCUGAGCCACAACACAAGGGCGCCGUGGCAUUAGAUUUGCUUAGCUGCUUCUGUUUUGUUUUGUCUUUUUCGGCAACGCUGCCGCCCAGUGUACCAGUACGGCAAACGGACCGUGAACUGUCACUCUUUGUCAAUUUCUUGUUCAGUACUAGGUCUUUAUCUCAUUCUGUCUUUUUUUUUCUUUCUUUUCUUCUUCUUCUUCUUCUUCUUCUUUUAUUUAAACAUGCACCACGCUCGACUAAUGAGGUGGCUGUUAGGAGUUUGUUUAGGUUUGGGACAUAUAGGCCACUUAAUGGUAUGGUACGGUUAGGUGCGGAUGAUCAGGCAAGGCAAGGCAAGGCAGGGACAAGGAUAAGGAAUAGGUGCAAUGGGGUUGGUUGCAAAGGAUUUCCUCGGUUUUUGGGCUCGGAAGGACAAAGACGUCAUGGAAAAUAUGGAGAUGGCGCGAUAGUGUUUCAGGGCGUAUAUACCCAUUUGAAAGGAGGCGAAGCGGAUAGGAAGGGUCUGUGCUGUGGAACAAACAUGUCGUGGAGGUGAUACAGUUGGAAGACGUUUUGUUCUCUUCUGUGCAGUGGCGUGGUUGUGAGCGUAUCGUAUGGUCUCGGUGUAUCGGGGGAUUGAUGGUAAAAUGCGAGAACAAGAUAUUCAUCUUCACCAAA